GUUGCUGUUUUUAUUUUGACCAAUAGAAUGUGCUAUAUGCGAUGACGUCAGGCCAAUCACAAAUCACUGGAGAGACGCGUUGAUCCAGAGACGUCUUAUUCUGUUCUUGAGUCAGUUGAAAUUAGUGUUUUGAUUGCAUAUAUUUUAAGGACUUAUUAUAUUUUUUAUCCAAAUACUUCUUCAGAAUUGUUUUAUAUAGAUGGCUCGUACUAAGCAAACUGCCCGUAAAUCUACGGGAGGUAAAGCACCACGUAAACAGUUGGCCACGAAAGCGGCUCGUAAAAGUGCUCCAUCUACUGGUGGAGUAAAGAAGCCACAUCGUUACAGGCCUGGUACCGUAGCUCUGCGAGAAAUUCGACGAUACCAGAAAUCGACUGAGCUGUUGAUCAGGAAACUGCCGUUCCAGCGUCUGGUGCGUGAAAUAGCCCAGGAUUUCAAGACUGACCUGAGAUUCCAGAGCGCAGCUAUUGGUGCCCUGCAGGAGGCCAGCGAAGCCUACCUGGUGGGCUUGUUCGAGGACACCAACCUGUGCGCCAUCCACGCCAAGCGCGUCACCAUCAUGCCCAAGGACAUCCAGCUGGCCCGUCGCAUCCGCGGGGAGCGCGCCUAGACAUGCCCCCGGGGCGAGAGACUCGAUAGUGCAGGGACCUUGGGGCGGGGGGUGUCUGCAACUACCACAUUCGUCAUUUCGAUUGUCAUCUUCACAAAGUCCCUUACAACACUGCCAUGGUUUGAUGGAAUCAGCCCCCCUUCUCACCGUAUUUAAUCUGUUCUUGUGUGUUAGGUACAAAGCAACAAUUUUUUACUACAUGUUUUGUCUGCAUAUAUUCGCUUGUUUUUAAAAUUAAAAAAAAAAGGUGUGUGUUAGGUAGGCCUAGUGUCAGCCAUUAAGAGUCUUGAAUUCAACUGGGCAUGUAUGUUUUUGAAUUUAAGUUUAGAACAAUUUUUUUUUACAUAUAUAUAUGACAGUAGCUAGUGGUAGCGUUAGAUAAUUGUUGGAGGCAUUAAUUUUUCCCCUGUAGGAACAUGAGAAUUUUUGUAAUUUUUGUGAGAAUUGUUAAAGCACUUUAUUCAGGCAAACGUAUGGUGAUCGUAUGCUGGAAGCAAAAUUUUCUUUGUCUUUGAUAUCUUGUUUCAGUUAGUCUUAACAAGCUGGUUUAGUGUGGCAUGCUGAAUUUGUACAUGUAUGUUGUAAUAGGAAAUGUUUUUUUUUAGGUUGUGCAAUUUCAGUUAUAUUAUGUCUUGUGUAAUAAAAUUCAUAAAAUUGUAUUCAAAGUUCA
This is a messenger RNA of Bacillus rossius redtenbacheri, 1280 nucleotides long. RefSeq names its product histone H3.3A. Gene Ontology annotation, molecular function: structural constituent of chromatin; protein heterodimerization activity; DNA binding. The record is from RefSeq and is a predicted model, not a curated record. The transcript is spliced from 4 exons. The coding region runs from base 200 to 610 and encodes 136 amino acids. NCBI's taxonomy places the organism in Eukaryota, Metazoa, Arthropoda, Insecta, Phasmatodea, Bacillidae. Gene Ontology annotation, cellular component: nucleus; nucleosome.